UAGCCGAUUCGAUGCUCAAAUGCAUGUAUCGAACAUCAACAUGAGGAUGGGGUAUCUUUCAACAAUUUUUGUAAAUAAAGCCUGUUUAAUAUUAAAUCAAUUACGUUAAUUAAAUGGUUGUCUUGAAAAUGAAUUGAUAUUAUCAGUAACAUCAAAUGAAGAAGCAGGAUUUGAAAAAUUAUAUCGUCAAUGGGGUAUUGAUAAAUAUAUUGAUCAAGGUUUAACAGAAAGAUUUUACUUUAUAUCAACUAAUCAAAAUAAUUGUUUUAUUAAAUUAGAAGAAAAUGGCUUAUUAGCGUAUGUUUAA
This is a messenger RNA of Didymodactylos carnosus, 307 nucleotides long. Lineage: Eukaryota; Metazoa; Rotifera; Eurotatoria; Philodinida; Philodinidae. The record is from the annotation of a GenBank genome assembly.